This is a messenger RNA of Entelurus aequoreus (snake pipefish), 3563 nucleotides long. RefSeq names its product oocyte zinc finger protein XlCOF22-like. The transcript is spliced from 2 exons. NCBI's taxonomy places the organism in Eukaryota, Metazoa, Chordata, Actinopteri, Syngnathiformes, Syngnathidae. Gene Ontology annotation, biological process: regulation of transcription by RNA polymerase II. The coding region runs from base 146 to 1198 and encodes 350 amino acids. Gene Ontology annotation, molecular function: DNA-binding transcription factor activity; RNA polymerase II cis-regulatory region sequence-specific DNA binding. The record is from RefSeq and is a predicted model, not a curated record.
UUCCGAGUUCAUGGCUGUCGUCCUUGCGUCGUGUCGAGCUUUCUCAAAGUCAAUGUUCAUCAUCGGAGACGUUUGAGAUCAACACGCGUGUUUUUGGUUCCACACACUUUCACACUCCGCCGCCAGGUGGCAGCAGCGUGACGUCAUGACGGCUUCACCAGCGGAGAAGAAGGAAACAAAGGCGGAAGUUGGCUCAACGCUCCAAAACAGACGUCAGACAAAGGCCGAGGACGACGUGAAGUUAAAAACAUUCAACAUGCUGAAAGAGUUGGUGAAGGAGCGACUCAUGGCGGCGGCCGAUGAAAUAUUCGCGCUGUUUGAAAGAACCAUCGCGUCGUACGAGGAGGAACUUUCUAGAACGCGAGAGGAGAAGGAGCGACAUCGACAACAACUGGAGGCUGUUUGCAAAACUCACAUUAGAUUUCAAGUGGAAGACGCCCAGCAGCUGAUUGGUCGCCGAGAAGAACUUCCCCUUCUGCCGCAGGCGGGGAUCUCCACUUUGCAGCAAGAAGAUCCACAGCCCCCCCACAUUAAAGAGGAAGAGGAGGAACUCUGGACCACUCGGGAGGGAGAGUGUCUUCUCGGACCCGAGGAAGCUGACCUCGCCGAGUUGCCACUGACUGUGAAGAGUGACGACGAUGAUGAUGAAGAGAACCCGCAGACGGACAACCUCUUUGCUCCGCUGUCGGAUAGCGACGACCUGACGUCGCUCUUUCCUGAAGACGAAGACCGGGACGAUACCCAACACGUUUUGAGCAGCGACACGGACUGCGAAGCCGAUAUCAGGACUCACGCUGGCAACAAACACUCCAAAUGCCCCCAAGAGACGACCGGUAAACAAUCUUGGACAUGCUCGUUUUGUGCCAAAAUAUUUCCCUUCGAGAGUAGCCUGACUCGCCACAUGCGCACGCACACGGGGGAGAAACCCUUUGGUUGUUUUGUGUGCGGCAGUGCAUUCUCCCAACGGUCCACUUUAAAGAGACACAUGAAGACGCACGCGGGAGAAAAACCUUUCUGCUGCUCAGUUUGCGAUAAAAAGUUCUCUGACAAGGCCAACAUGGUGUCCCACAUGAGAACGCACACGGGCGAGAAACCCUUCAGAUGCACCGUUUGUGGCAGAGGGUUCUCCGUGAAGUUUAAUAUGGUCUCACACAUGAGAACGCACACUGCAGAACAACCUUUUAGUUGCUCAGUCUGACAAAAGUUUUAUUUACAGACACAAUAUGCAGGCACACAUACGGUGAACAGAAAGACCUUUUAACUGCUCAAUAUGUGCUAACAUUUUGUCCAGAGGGGACUUAAAUUCUGAGCUGUAGAGGAGAGCAUCCUUAAUAUAUUUUGUCUGUAUUUACAAUUUAUAUACAUAUUGUUUUGACGUCUGUUAGUAUCUGAAUAUUGUUUGACACAGGGUUGUACGGUACCACAAUACUAAUGAAUCAUAUUCGGUACUAUACCGCCUCUUAAAAGUACCCCUCGCCCCCCCCUUUUUUUUUUAAAAGGGUGUGGUCAUGUCAUGACAUUGCUGCUUUUACGGGCAGAGGAGCAUGUUCGGCAGCGCGCACACACAGAGUACUUACAAGCAGACACAGUGUGUACACAGAAAAGGGAGAAUGGACGCAUUUUGGCGUAAAGAUAAAGGUGAAGUUCUAACACUGAAACACCCUCAGGAAGAGGUGCUUUAAGACAUGGCUAGCUAGCUAGCGGCUAACGUCCAUCCACAGUGUUUUAGCUACUUCUAAAUCACUAAUCCUGGCCUCCAUGGCGACAAAUAAAGGACGAGGAAUAGCUAAACAUGCUUCACUACACACCGGCGUCACCAUGUAAACAAUCGCCAUGGGUGGAUCUACACCUGACAUCCACUGUAAUGAUACCAAGUACUAUGAUUACAUCAAUAUUUUUUAGCAUCACAAAAUCUUUUUUUAGAUUUAUAUUAUGUUUAUAAACUCAGGAAAUACGUCCCUGGACAUGUGAGGACUUAAAUUAUGACCAUUGUAUGAUCCUGCAACUACUUGGUAUCGGAUCCAUACCUAAAUGUGUGGUAUCAUCCAAAACUAAUGUCAAGUAUCAAAGAAGAGAAGAAUAAGUGAUUAUUACAUUUGAACAGAAGUGUAGAUAGAACAUGUUCAAACAGAAAAUAAGCAGAUAUUAACAGUAAAUGAACAAGUAGAUUAAUAAUCCAUUUUUACAGUUUGUCCCUCAUAAUGUGUACACAAUAAUAGGUGUAUAAAUGACACAAUAUGUUACUGCAUACGUCAGCAGACUAAUUAGGAGUCUCUUUGUUUACUUACUACUAAAAGACAAGUUCACUAUUUUAUUGAAGGACUAAAUUACAAUAAUAAACAUAUGUUUCAUGUACACUAAGAUUUUUUGUUCAAAUAAAGACAAUAAUUAAAUUAUUUGUGGUUCCCCUUUUAUUUAGAAAAGUAUCGAAAUACAUGUUGGUACCGGUACCAAAAUAUUGUUGUCGGGACAACCCUAGUUGACAAUAUGGAAAAGGGACACCAUGAUUGGCGGACUACAAGUUUGGGUUAAUGCACCAGACAACUUGAAGUGCGAGCUUGUAAAAAUGUGUACUAAUUUAUACUGUAAUCAUGAGAAAUAUUGAUUACUUUCAGCUUUUGUUUUCAUUGUCAGCGUUCCAUAAGGUGGUGCAUUAUCUUUGUGCUUUAACAGUAAUAUCAAGCCAAUCAAUUGGACACAUUAAAACUAAGAAACAUUUCACUUAAAAAAAAUACAAUACACUAAAAUCACUGUUUUCAUUUUUUCCUCACCUAAAAAAAAAGAAAUGGUGGCACAAAAAAACUACACAGGCUUCAGAUCGAUGCAAAAUACUGUGAAUGUUUUCAUAUUAGUUUUUUAAAUUCACAAAAAUAUAGCCUAAAAAAUAAAUUAAUUAAUACAACUGCUACAAAAUAUAUAUAUUUGUGAAUGGUUCGUGAAUCGGUUCCCUUUGUUAACCUAAAAGAACCCUGCAAAAGAUUUGACACGUUGACAAACAUAUGUUUCUUCCAGUUACAUUGUCAGUGUUUUGUACACAUACUUGGGGAAAAACUGAUAGCAGAAUAAAGUUCAAUAUGUCACAUUUUAGAUAAAGUCGCGGCAAUCGGACACAGAAAAACUGGACUUUAUUGCAAUGGUCGUAUCACAAGAUUGGGGAAAUUAAAACCGGGGUUUUUCCUUUUUAAAGAAGCAUCUUGUGUUUUCAAAUGAAAAAAAUGUUUUAAACAAUUGAUUGUAUUCAUCAUAAGUUUGUACGUUCUGUUCCCUUUUCUUGUUUUAUAUUUGUAUGUGCCUCCUUUUCAUGUCUGGGACUACGGAUGGAAAACGAUGCCGAAAAGUGUUACGUUGUUCCGCUUUUAGUUUGUAAGGGUCUGACGUCAUGUCCUGUUAAGCAAGUCAUCUGCGUCACAUCCGCUGGGUCGCCACUAUAAAAGUGUCGGUCAUUUGAAAUUCUUAUGUUUAAAAUGUAUUCUUCAAAUUUCAUACACGUUUGCCACAAUUUUGUUGUUGUUUGUAUUUUUGUUUGUUUGUUGGAUAUCCGCUCAAUAAAUGUAUUGUUAAGG